UUAAGUCUUAAUUUGUCUUUAGCUGGUUGUGAUGAACAGAAAGAAAAGGAAUUAAAAUGCAUGAAUCCUUCUAGAGAGAGAGAGAGUUAUCCAAACUGUUCAUUAUAUUUGGUGUGUUUGAAACUUGAGGCAUCUUUUUGUGGUGAGGUGGGAUGUUUUUUUUUUCUUUUGGCAGCUGUGAUGUGAGUGGGUGCUGCAUUGCCAAUCACCGUCUGUCUUUAUGUGAACAACAAACUGCUGUCAGUGUUUUAAAGGAAAUAUUAUUCUCAGCAUCUCCUAAAAUGUUAUUCUAAGGCUUUCUGUAAUGUAUUCAUUAUUAUGAGUGUUUGUCUUUGGGCGGAAACGGUUAACUCCAUAAUGAGAAGGAGUGUGUGUGUGUGUGUGAGGGGGCUGGGUUUAAACGCGCAGUUGUGCCAGUGGCGGCGUACACACACACACACACUCACUACUGUACAUUGAUGGAGCCGCUAAUCUAUGUCAGUCCGGCAGAGCUCCUGUGAGAAAGCACCGCUGCGGGUCUGAACUGACGCUGCGAAAUUUUUUACCACCGUCGGGAACGGAUGGCGAGCCCGGUCACCGCUUCGGUUGCGCAUAUAACCAGCACUGUGCUGUAGCCUGGAGGAGGAGAAGGAGGAGGAGGAGGAGGAGGACGUUUGAAUCCCCUGAACUGAAGGAAUGUGCCGUUUCGGUGACACGGUUUUAGUAAAGUAACAUUCGGUUCAGAUGGUGACGGCUCCGCUGCGAAGUUUACGCACCGCGUUUGUCGGUAAUGAAGGUUUGUGCUUGAAUGAAUGACGCCGCCGCCGCCGCCGCUGCUGCCGCCGUCGCUUAACAGGUUUCCAAGGCGGAUUUGGAAAAACUAGUGACUGUUAAAUUAUUCAAGCAUCUCCGGGAAAGCUUUGACCAGAAUAGAGCAUUUGGAUUUUUCUUUUUUUUUCUCUCCACUGUGGAUGUGAGUCCGAGCGCAUCAGUUUAAAAUAAAUUAAAAAAUCCCAGAACAGCAGCAGGAGCUGGAUCUGGAUCUGGAGGGGAAGAGAGAAGAGGAUAUAAACCGGGAGAUCCAGUUUAAAUGAAGAGAAACAUGUGAAGAGCCUCGCGAGGAUUUGACCUGCAAGUUAGCCUUCAACAACAAAAAGGCCAAGGUCUCCUCCCUUCUUCCUCCCUCAUCCAUUCUCUCUGCUUCCUCUGCAGUUUCCUUGCAGGCCCGUUAAACAUGGUGGGCCGGCGGGCAACACGCAGGACUUUAUCACCUGACCCUAAAGUAGGAGCUACAGCCACUCUGCUAGGCUUCUGGUUCUUAGUGAUACCAGCCCUGUGCAGUGGGCAGACAUUCACUAGUUUCCACCCUGAACGUCGGGACUGGGUCUUCAACCACCUGACUGUUCACCAAACCACCGGGGCAUUAUAUAUUGGAGCAGUCAACCGUGUGUACAAGCUCUCAGGCAACCUGACCCUCCUUGUUUCCCACGAUACAGGCCCAGAGGAUGAUAACAAGGCCUGCUACCCCCCUCUGAUUGUCCAACCCUGUUCCGAGCCCCUUGUCUCUACCAAUAAUGUCAACAAGCUUCUCCUCAUUGAUUACUCCCAAAACCGGCUGCUGGCCUGUGGCAGCCUCUACCAGGGUGUCUGUAAACUCCUCAGAUUGGACGACCUCUUUAUCUUAGUGGAGCCCUCCCACAAGAAAGAGCACUACCUCUCCAGUGUCAACCAGACUGGGACAAUGUAUGGGGUCAUUGUGCCUUCACAGGGCCAGGAUGGCACCCUUUUUAUUGGCACAGCAGUAGACGGAAAACAGGACUACUUUCCUACCAUCUCUAGUCGAAAGCUGCCCCGUGACCCCGAAUCAUCUGCUAUGCUUGACUAUGAAUUGCACACUGACUUUGUGUCCUCCCUCAUCAAGAUACCCUCUGACACCCUGGCUCUGGUCUCACACUUUGACAUCUACUAUGUUUACGGCUUCGCCAGUGGCAGCUUUGUUUACUUCCUGACCGUCCAGCCUGAGACGCCAGAGAACAGCAUGUCAUCGAGCGGCUCCACCAGUGACCUCUUCUACACUUCUCGAAUUGUCCGCCUCUGCAAAGACGAUCGAAAGUUCCACUCCUACGUCUCUCUCCCCGUUGGCUGUGUGAAGAACGGCGUCGAGUACCGGCUACUGCAGGCCGCCUACCUCGGCAAGCCGGGCCGCGUUCUCGCCGCCUCGCUCAACAUCAGCGCCCAAGACGAUGUGCUCUUCACCAUCUUCUCCAAGGGCCAGAAGCAGUUCCACCGCCCGCCAGAUGACUCAGCGCUCUGCGUGUUCACCAUCCGAGACAUCAAUGCACGAAUCAAGGAGCGCCUGCAGUCCUGCUACCAGGGAGAAGGCAACCUGGAGCUCAACUGGCUGCUUGGGAAGGAUGUGCAGUGCACCAAAGCACCGGUGCCCAUUGACGACUCUUUCUGUGGCCUGGACAUCAACCAGCCGCUCGGUGGUUCUCAGCUGGUGACCGGUCACACUCUCUACACCGAGACUCGAGACCGCAUGACUUCCGUCACCUCCUACGUCUACAAUGGCUACUGUGUAGCCUUUGUGGGCACCAAGAGUGGACGUCUAAAGAAGAUACGAGUCGACGGGCCUCCGCACGGCGGCGUCCAGUACGAGACGAUAUCGGUCAUCAAGGACGGCAGCCCCGUCCUGCGAGACAUGGCCUUCUCCCUCGACCGCAACUACCUCUACGUCAUGUCUGAGAGACAGGUCACCCAAGUUCCCAUCGAGUCAUGCGAGCAGUACGGGACCUGUGGAGAGUGUUUGAGCUCCGGGGAUCCACACUGCGGCUGGUGUGUCCUGCAUAAUAUCUGCUCUCAGAGGAACCGGUGUGAGCGCGCAGACGAGCCGUACCGUUUCGCCGCCUCUCUCAACCAGUGUGUGAAGGCCACCGUGUACCCGGACAGCAUUGCGGUGUCGGAGCCAAGCGUUCCCCUUCUCGUGAAGGUGAGCCACGUUCCCGACCUUUCUGCGGGCAUCACCUGCUCCUUUGGCAACCUGACGGAGGUGGAAGGGCAGGUCAAUGGCAACCAGAUACUCUGCGUGUCUCCUGCCGCCAAGGAUGUCCCUCUCAUCCCCACCGACCAAGAUUGGUCCGGCGUUGAGCUGAGGCUCAAUUCGAAGGAAACGGGUCAGAUGCUCAUCAGCACAGAGGUCAAGUUUUACAACUGCAGCGUCCACCAACUGUGUCUAUCAUGUGUGAACAGUGCCUUCCGCUGCCACUGGUGCAAGUACCGCAACUUGUGUACCCAUGACCCCUCCAGCUGCUCCUUCCAGGAGGGACGAGUCAACGCGUCUGAGGACUGUCCCCAGCUGGUGCGCUCUGGGGAGAUUCUGAUCCCAGCGGGGGAGGUGAAGCCUAUCACCCUGAAAGCCAGGAACCUGCCCCAGCCCCAGUCUGGCCAACGCGGCUACGAGUGUGUCCUCCACAUCCAGGGGGUCAGCCACCGAGUAACAGCCCUCCGCUUCAACAGCUCCAGCGUGCAGUGCCAGAACAGCUCGUAUCUGUACGAGGGAAUGAAAAUCAGCGAGCUGCCUGUGGAUUUCUCGGUGGUGUGGAACGGCAACUUUAUUAUUGAUAACCCGGAGAAUAUCCAAGUGCACCUGUACAAGUGCGCGGCCCAGCGGGACAGCUGCGGCAUGUGUCUGAAGGCGGACAGGAAGUUUCAGUGCGGCUGGUGCAGCGGAGAGGGAAGGUGCACCCUGCGGCACCACUGCCCCCCCAUCAACCCUUACACCACCCGCUGGCUGAACCUGUCCAGCAAGAACGUCAAGUGCACCAACCCACGCAUCACCGAGGUGACCCCAGUGGCUGGACCUCCGGAGGGAGGCACGCGCGUGACCAUCCAUGGCACGAAUCUCGGCCUGGCCUUUUCGGACAUGGUGGGCAACGUGGAGGUGGCGGGGGUGAGGUGCACGCCCGUGGAGGACGGCUACAUCAUCGCCGAGCAGAUCGUGUGCGAGAUGGAUCCAGCUCCCGCUGAAAGCAGACCCGGUCCGGUCCAGCUGUGUGUGGGAGAGUGCAGACCAGAACUCAGAGCUCGUUCCUCACAGCUCUACUCCUUUGUGACUCCCUCAGUCACAGGUCUGUCUCCGAGCCGAGGUCCAGAGUCCGGGGGCACCAAAGUAACCAUAAUGGGGGAAAACCUUGGCGCCGGCAGCAGCGUCAACGUUCAGUUUGGAAACCAGACGUGCGAGUUCUUCGGACGGACCAUGACGGAGAUAGUGUGCUACUCCGCCCCGUCCCUGUCUGGGGUCGGCCCGGUCCAAAUCAGCGUAAGCGUGGAUCACGCCCAAAUCAGGGAGAGCCUCACCUUCGAGUACAUAGAAGAUCCCACUGUCCAGCGCAUUGACCCGGACUGGAGCAUCGCAAGUGGCCACACACCUCUGAUGGUGACAGGGACCAAUCUGGACGUGGUUCAGGAGCCCAGGAUCAGAGUCAAAUACGCUGGCCGAGAGUCUGUCAACGUGUGUAAAGUGUUGAACACCACCAGCAUGAGCUGCUUCGCUCCCUCCCUGAUGGCAGAGUACCUUCCCGGUUUGGACACGGUAAAGCACGCCGACGAGUUCGGGUUCAUCUUCAACAACGUCCAGGCGCUGCUGGUCUACAACAACACCAACCUCCUCUACUACCCAAACCCUUACUUUGAGCCUCUCAGCACCAACGGUGUCCUGGAGCAGAAACCAGGCUCCCCCAUCAUUCUCAAGGGCAGAAACCUGGUUCCUCCGGCGUCAGGAGGGGUGAAGCUUAACUACACCGUGCUGAUAGGAGAGACUCCCUGCUCUGUCACCGUGUCUGAGAGCCAGCUGCUGUGCGAGCCGCCCAACCUCACCGGACAAUACAAAGUCAUGGUUCAGGUAGGCGGUCUCCACGUCUCUCCCGGCUCGGUCCACAUCAUGUCCGACAGCCUGCUGACCCUGCCCGCCAUCGUCAGCAUCGCCGCCGGCGGAGGCCUCCUCCUCAUCAUCGUCAUCCUCGUCCUCAUCGCCUACAAGCGAAAGUCCCGAGAGAACGACCUCACCCUGAAGCGCCUGCAGAUGCAAAUGGACAACCUGGAGUCACGAGUCGCCCUGGAGUGCAAAGAAGCCUUUGCCGAGCUGCAGACAGACAUCAAUGAGCUGACCAGUGACCUGGACAGAGCCGGUAUCCCCCAUUUGGACUACAGGACAUACGCUAUGAGGGUCCUCUUUCCCGGCAUCGAGGAUCAUCCUGUCCUCCGAGAACUGGAGGUGUCAGGGAAUGGCCAGCAGAAUGUAGAGAAGGCCCUGAAGCUGUUUGGCCAGCUCAUCAACAACAAAGUGUUCCUGCUCACCUUCAUCCGAACGCUGGAAAUGCAGCGCUCUUUCUCCAUGAGGGACCGCGGCAACGUGGCCUCACUUAUCAUGACUGCCCUGCAAGGGCGACUGGAGUACGCCACCGACGUCCUUAAACACCUGCUGUCGGACCUCAUCGACCGCAACCUGGAGAGCAAGAACCACCCCAAACUGCUGCUGCGCAGAACGGAGUCGGUUGCAGAGAAGAUGCUCACAAACUGGUUCGCCUUCCUCCUUCACAAAUUCCUCAAGGAGUGUGCCGGGGAGCCUCUGUUCAUGCUGUAUUGCGCCAUCAAGCAGCAGAUGGAAAAAGGGCCCAUCGACGCCAUCACCGGAGAGGCCCGCUACUCCCUGAGUGAAGACAAGCUCAUCCGUCAGCAGAUCGAGUACAAAACCCUGAUCCUAAACUGCGUGAACCCCGACAACGAGAACAGUCCGGAGAUUCCAGUCAAGGUGCUGAACUGUGACACCAUCACCCAAGUGAAGGAGAAGAUACUAGACGCCGUUUACAAGAACAUGCCCUAUUCUCAGCGGCCGCGUGCUGUCGACAUGGACCUCGAGUGGCGCCAGGGGCGAAUGGCUCGCGUGGUGUUGCAGGACGAAGACAUCACCACCAAGAUAGAGAACGACUGGAAGAGACUCAACACUCUCAUGCACUACCAGGUGUCAGACCGCUGCGUCGUGGCUUUGGUGCCCAAACAGACCUCGUCGUACAACAUCCCAUCCUCAGCCAGCAUAUCCCGCACCUCCAUCAGCAGAUACGAUUCUUCAUUCCGCUACACGGGCAGUCCCGACAGCCUCCGUUCACGCGCUCCCAUGAUCACCCCCGAUCUGGAAAGUGGCGUGAAGGUGUGGCACCUGGUGAAGAACCACGAACACGGAGACCAGAAGGAAGGCGACCGCGGUAGCAAGAUGGUCUCCGAGAUUUAUCUGACCAGGCUGCUAGCUACCAAGGGUACACUACAAAAAUUUGUGGACGAUCUAUUCGAGACGUUGUUCAGUACGGUUCACCGAGGGAGCACUCUUCCCCUCGCCAUCAAGUACAUGUUCGACUUCCUGGACGAGCAGGCGGACAAACACGGCAUUCAUGACACAGACGUACGCCACACAUGGAAAAGCAACUGCCUCCCGUUGCGUUUCUGGGUAAACGUGAUCAAGAACCCGCAGUUUGUGUUCGACAUCCAUAAGAGCAGCAUCACAGACGCCUGUCUGUCUGUGGUUGCUCAGACCUUUAUGGAUUCGUGCUCCACUUCAGAGCACCGCCUGGGCAAAGACUCCCCAUCCAAUAAGCUGCUCUACGCUAAAGAUAUCCCCAAUUACAAGAGCUGGGUAGAGAGGUACUACGCCGACAUCAACCGGCUGCCAGCCAUUAGCGACCAGGACAUGAACGCCUAUUUGGCAGAACAGGCCAGACUCCACUCCACAGAGUUCAACAUGCUCAGCGCCCUCAACGAGAUCUACUCUUACGUCAGCAAGUACAGCGAGGAGAUCACGGCAGCCCUGGAGCAAGACGAACAGGCAAGGAAGCAGAGGUUGUCCUACAAGGUGGAGCAGCUCAUCUCUGCCAUGUCGCUCGAGAGCUGAGAGCGACCGAGAACGAGAACGAGAGAGAGAGACAGGACCACGAUCUCUACAGGACCUCCCAAAAUGAAAAAAAAAUGAAAAAAGGUCCCGCAUUACUUAUACCUCUCAUUGUGGGAGCUAGAACCAUGAACCAGACCUGGGACCUCCCUGCAUCCACAGCUGGACAGACAUACAACUGCUUUAGUUUGUAAUUCUCCCACCUCCUUCCAUGAUGGCGCCAGUUAAGGGGCCAACGAACUUAAGAUAGAGGGGCCCUGCAGCUGGAGCUAAUAAUGACAUAAGGAAGGAACAUCAGCGGGGAAAGGCAACAACAUGGCUUGUAUUUAUUAUUAUUUUUUUUGUUUGUUUGUUUCUUUUUCUCAAAGGAUAUUUUCUCUCAGUUUGACAGGAAAUUGUACGUCGUCGUGUGUGGGUGGGUGUGUGUGUGCGCGGGCGUGUGCAUGAGUGUGUGUUUGUGCCGUGCUGGAGAAGACUGCCGGAGAGCAAAAAACAAAAAACGGAGAAACAGAUUUAUUCACUCAGUCAGAAACACGUCUGAGUGUGAAAUGGAGAUUAGGAAGAAGAAAAGAAGAAGAAGAGCAGAUCUCAUGUUGGACAGCGCGUUCAGAUUUCUCAGAUUUUAUUUUUGUACUUGUACAUUUGAAUAUUAUCAGUUGCAGUCGAAAUAUCCACCCAGGAUCCCACAUAAGUGUCGUUGUAUAAAAAGACAUAACGAGUGUAACACUACAGCGGCGGUAGUGUGGUUUGUAAAACAGGCCAUGGUCCACAUCUUCUCUCCUCAGACUGAUGCGUCACAUGACACGGACACGGGAAAAACCUCUGCUCUUUAUCCAAUCAGAAGUGUACAGGAAAACAUGAAAACUCAUCAAUGGAACUCCAACUCUGUGGUGGUCAAACAGUUCAGCCAGCAUGCUUGCACCUAAAACUUGAGGAUGACGGCGAUGAAGUCUAUAGUGUAUUUUUAGGAGAUGACCUUAAAUCAACAUCACUCUGUUUUGUUUUUUUUUGUCAGCAGUUAGGUCAUCUGUGUAUGUACCGGUUGCCAAUCAGUGUAUGUGAAUGUACAAAUGUUUUUAUGUUUUAAUGAUUUGUUCGUCUGUUUGUUUGUCUGUCUAUUUGAGUUUUGCAAACAGAAAAAGCGGGCUCAGUUGAACUGAAGCUCCGUAGAUAUUUGCAGUAGCCCGUCAAGUGAACAACUCCAUUUGUCCGUCCUGGCUCCACCCGGCCCAUCCAACCGCUUCCCGAAAAUUAUUUACCCGUAAAUCACAUUACUGCUAAAGGGGAGGAGAGCGCGUAUCGUCUGCACAGACCAGACGAGAGCACUCUGUUAUAUAACCACAGUUUGUAUCUCUUUGGGAACAACUUUAUGUGUACUUUGCAUGCAUGCUGUCACACAUCUGAAGUGUUCUAAGGGUCCAUAUUUCUUUUUUUUUAUUUUUUAUCAAGUGCCAAUGAAGCAUGCCAGCCCGAGUUUGUUGGCCAGUUGAGAUGUCAACUGACGGGGAGAUCUCACCCGACCACCACCACCACCACCCGUUUUUCCUCACACAGACUAUAAGAAGCCUAUCUAUCUGCGUGGGUCUAGUUUUUUUGACCAAGUGCCAAAAGAUCCUGUCGAAAUUGUUCACUAAUGUGUCAAAACAAAAAAAACAAAAAAAAAAAAAAAUCGGUUUAUGCUUUACAGAGGGAGCAAAACUUCUCGUAUUUGGAGAGUAGAGCCGGUUAAAGUUGAAGCUUGCGUAACUGGAACGGCGAGUUUUUUGGAAACUCGUGAAAGGUACGAAACAUAAGCGGGAGAAAGGAGAUCUACGUUUAAAAAAAACAAAAACAAAAAAAGAGUAUGUUUCAUGUCAUGUGGAUGCGUCUUAAACCAAAAUGUCACGAGCUUAAAAGGAUGAUGUAACCUUCCAACCUUCUAGCUGGAUGACGACAAACUGUAGAUCCCAUCCUCCGGACAGGCGAGGUCAUUUUCUUCCGAGAUAUAUGUUUGCUUGUUGUUUACAUCAAGUACUUGAACAUAGGUAGAAUAAAUAAAAAUUCAAAAAAAGGUUUGCACAGUAUACUGCAGUUGUGUGCGUUGAGAGCAUGACAAACACCAGUAGUGGGUGAAAGGUGCUUCUUUUCUCUGUGGCCUUAGAUACCCACCUGCUUAGUGUUCCUGAUCUUAUUAGUCGUCGACUCGGCAGCACAGUCCGUUCCCUGCUUUUUUUUUUUUUUUUAGUGAUACCUGGCCCCUGGAUCCUUUUUGCUGAGAACUGUCUUAGCGAGAUAAAGUUAAAAAAAAAAAAAAAGGAAAGGUGAAGAGGGUACGACCCGGGCUCAGGCAGACAUUGCCUCGCUCAGCACUCGGCUCGCCUGAGCCGUUUGAAGAAGAAGUGUCGAGAAAUGAGGAGAGGGAGGGAGAAGAGGUAGAAAGAGAGAGAGAGAGAGAGAGAGAGAGAGAGAGAGAGAGAGAGAACCCCUUUAGCUCUAGUUUCCUGCUCCGGGUUUUGAAGCUGCUCUUUGAUCUGAGUCGGUUGUGUGCACAGUAUGAUCAGGAGAUGGAAAAAAAAAACAUCAAACUAACAGGCGAGGAGAAAUAUAGGAUGAGACAUGCUAUUACUGUGUCUGGCCAGUGGGGGCAGAGGUGGGGACGAGUUGUCGUGAUUUGUUCCCUCGUCUGAAAAAAGCACCUUGUCACUCCCUAUAAUAAACAUCUAUCGGUACACAAAGGCGCACUUAUACAGUACACACACACACAACAUAAAGCUUCUUCCUUUUGAUUAAGGUGUCUUCCCAAUUUCAGCAAAUAGAAUUGUAUCCUCCUUCAUACCUCACAUUGCUUGUAUGGAGUAAUGCUUUUUAUCAUUUUAACUGGACCUAAAUGCCUUUUUUGUGUGUGUGUGUUUUUCUUUUUUUUGCAAGACAAAGAAGAAUUGUGACAAAUGUAAUCAGAGGCACACAAAUUGUUUGGAGAGUGGCUUUGAUUUAUUUUUUCCUCUCAGAGAUCGUUUAUAUCAGGAUUUUCCUUUUUUGUCUUGCGUGAGAUUUUAUUUUUUUGCAUGCGUUUUUAAUUCCCGGUUUAAUCUCCGCCUGGUAUUCCGUAUCGAUCCGCGCCGUCAUUUAAAUCGAACUGCGAUUCUUCUUCCCACUUGUACACUCGUCUGAAAUCACAGCUGAAUGCACCUUUUUUUUAUGUGAAAGAGAUUUUGUUUUGUUUUUUAAAUUACUAGAUAUAGCUCGUUUCCAUGCUGUAACACUUAUUUCUGGGACUAUUUUGAUUCAGUUUGAACUGAGAAAAGUUUGUUUACUCUUUCUGCAGCGCAGAAUCCCGUUUGACUGCCAGUUGAUGUGAGAUGUGGAGAGACGCUCACGAACACACAACCUCAUUUCAGCUCGAGCUGAUUGCUAACUGAAGAUGCGUGGUGCACUUUUUUUUUCAGUCUAAACGUGGAGCCGAAAAAGACGGUGUUGUGUUUUUUUGACUGGCACGUGUCAUUCCUUAUACAACAUUUCACAUUUUAUCAGCCUUUAUUUUAUUUUUUUAUUUGCUUUACGGCAGAUGAAUUGAAAUCCAGAUCAAUGUAUUACUCUCAAAGUCAAAAUAUCACCAAGUAUAAAACGAGUAUCCUUCCAUUUUAAACACAUUGUAAACAAACCCUUUGUAGACACUGGAGUUCUGUAAAAUAGUAAUUACUGGCAAUGAUGAUGACGAUGAUGAUGAUGAUGAUGAUAAUAAUAAUGGCUGUCUGUUCUUCUUGUUUUAUAAAAGUGUUGUGAAAAUUGUAAGAAACUUAAAGUAUUUAAAAAAAAAAGGUUGUUCUCUUGUUUUGUUUUGUUUUUUAUUUGCUUUGGUUUUGUUAUGAUAAUAUAUUAUUGUGUACCUAUUGUAAAUAUGAAGCACACCUAUUUUGCAAGCCAAGGAUUCACUUUGUACUGUUGUUAUA
Larimichthys crocea (large yellow croaker) is the source of this 10845-nucleotide messenger RNA. It is a transcript of the gene plxna2, whose product is annotated as plexin A2. Gene Ontology annotation, cellular component: plasma membrane; semaphorin receptor complex. NCBI's taxonomy places the organism in Eukaryota, Metazoa, Chordata, Actinopteri, Sciaenidae. Gene Ontology annotation, molecular function: protein binding; semaphorin receptor activity. The transcript has 32 exons. The record is from RefSeq and is a predicted model, not a curated record. Gene Ontology annotation, biological process: semaphorin-plexin signaling pathway; regulation of cell migration. The coding region runs from base 1214 to 6919 and encodes 1901 amino acids.